GUUCGCAUUUUAUACCGUCGGCCGGAAGUCUACUGUGUCCCACAAUGCACUAUAUUUGCAGUAGCGCCAUUUGCAUCACAGCGUGGUUUGUAGCGUGGUCGUGCAAAUUACACUGAAAAUGAGUGACAAAGAGGAAGGGUCUCUACCUGACUCUGAUGCGUCUCCAGUAAGAGGGUCACCAAAAUCAAGGUCAAGGUCUCCCUCACCUGUCACCAGGUCUAGGUCUCGCUCUCUGUCAGCAUCCCGUUCAAGGUCAAGAAGCCCCAGGAGACGCCAUAAGAGAUCAAGGUCCCGCAGUCGAGGACACCGUUAUUCCCGCUCAAGAUCACGAAGCCCAUACCAAAGACGACGUCAUAGAGAUAGCCACGGAGGAGAACGUUCAAGUGGACGAAGGCGUCAUCGCAGUCAUAGCCGAUCACCCAUGUCAUCACGGAGAAGACACCAAGGGAAUAGGGAUGACCCUGAGCCAACAAGAUGUCUGGGUGUAUUUGGUCUGAGUCUGCACACCCAGGAACGAGACCUGCGGGAGGUGUUUGACAGAUAUGGGAGUGUUGAAGAGGUUCAAGUUGUCUAUGACAGACAGAGUGGCAGAUCUCGAGGCUUCUCCUUUGUGUACUUCAAAAGUGUGAACGAUGCUAUUGAGGCCAAAGACCGAUGCACAGGAAUGGAAAUAGAUGGACGCCGUAUCCGAGUGGAUUAUUCUAUCACCGAACGUGCCCAUACCCCAACUCCCGGCAUCUACUUAGGCAAACCCACAACCAGAGGGGAGAGAGAGAGGGAACGAGGAGGAGGUGGUGGUGGUGGUGGAGGAGGAGGUGGUGGGGGAGGAGGAGGAGGAGACCGGUACGACAGAAGUGAACGCAGUGAAAGAAGCGAUCGCGGUGACAGAUAUGACAGAAAUGGACAGAACAGUCAUGGAGGCAGUUCUUAUGGAUACAGCAAGCACUACUCUGAUGACAGAUACAAUCGCUAUAGAUCACCUUCUCCAUAUCGGAGAAGAUCGCCUUCCCCUUACUACGGUCGCCGACGAUCGCGAUCCAGGUCCAGAUCAAGGUCCUACACCCCUCCGCGUCGCUAUUAAGGAAAGCUGAUCAUCCGUACCAUGUGACCCAAACAUUUCAUUUAUCAUGUUCCGUGUUACACUUUUAGACAUUGUGUUGUUAGGGAUUGUAGGAAUGGGAUUGUAUAUCUUGUACAAAACAUGCAGUUUAGUGUUUUGCUAUGUAUUAGUGUGCGACAUUAGCGAUAGACCAAUAACCAGGUUCUUCAGUGAUUUGUGCAGUUAGAAGAAAGAUUGGAAAGAUCCAGGACAUUUAAAUCAGAUUUUUUGCUCUGAUGUCAUACCUCUCUGCGUGAAGAUCUCAUGACACCUCCAUUGAUGGGUGCAUCUGGUCAACUGUAAGCGAACAUUGGCAACCCAAACCAUGAGUUCCAUACCAAUUUCUUAAAAAAAUCUGUCUUCACUUCUUUCCUACCUGGAUCUGGAAAUUUCGAAUAGUCCAAGACAAAGCCCUCACAGAACACGGAUAUUCCUCUUUGGGUGGAUAUGCCAUGGUGAUGUAACAGUGUAUAAUAUCCACCUAUAAGGUUUUGGUCUUUCGGUGCUUAUGGAAAAUCAGAUAUGCCGGUCUGAAUGGUUUGUUCGCUCAUAAAAUGUUUUCGAAGCUUCUACGCUGAUCAUGGCUCAGUCGAAUUCAUUUGAACUUACCUAUUGAGUUUUCCUAAGAUGUUUCACGCAAAAGGUGAACGAUUAGAUUUUAAGGAUAUUGGUCAAUUUUCUUAUUGGUUUUCAUAUUAUCUGGGACUGUUAUUUUUAUGACUUGUCACAAAAGAGGACAACGCUUUCAUUGUUAUAUAUACUACUCAAAAGAAGUUAAAGAAAACAGUGUUUUCAAAUGACUAUGGUUGAUCUGACAUGAAAAAUUACUAUAUACAUUUAUGAAAAAUUGUGGUCUUUAACUUCUUUUGAGUAGUGUAUAUAUAUAUAUAUAUAAACUAUAACUUGUAGCUUACAUCAAGUUCUAGCAAAGGUGGUCAGUUAAUCCUGCUGAGUCAAUCAUUGAAUGAGUGGGGUUUUCAAGAUUUGCUCCUGGGCUGUAGCCUGUUGUAGGGAAUCCUAAUCUCGCACACUGUUAUGUAUCACUGUCAAUUUAAAUAGGAUAUUUUUCAAUCCACAUCAGGAAAAAUUGGAUUGUUUCAUUUUAUGUAAUCUUGCACGUUGUUCGGACAUAAAUAAUCUUCAUGAUUUGAGCUGUAAUGUUUUAAUGUUAAAUGUGGUGAGUACAAAAAUGACUUUGGAAUUGCCAGAUGUGAUAACGAAAUCAGGUUUAUUUUUGUUUUAUUGCACUCAUUGUAAUUAAUGUUUUCAUGUCCCAAACAAUGUGUAAGGUCCACAUUCUUAAUAUUCCAUCUUGACUAUUUCCAUGUCCAAACUAACGUUAUCACUUGUGAAGUGUUAAUUAAUGAUGGUUUUAAAAGUGGAGAUUGUCUUUGUGACAUUCCACAAUGUGAGAUUACAAUGUUUUCUUGUGUUUUGAAGACAAUCACAUGUAACCUGUUAGAUUGUUAGGUCAAUCCCAGCUGUUUUAUUGUCAUUAAAGUUUUGAUAACCAUGAUCAGGAUUUUAACUGUAACCAGGCAAUAGGCAAAUAUGCUACUAAGGAGAAAUAAAAGAAUGCCCAAAUUGUUUCAUAUGACAAAAGAAAAACUGGUAUGACAGACUAACUUGUCAUAUGAAAUAAUUGGUCAUCUUUCAUUUCGUUUUGAGCAGCAUAUUUGUCUUCAUACAGUGUCUUCCGAAAUGAUUUGCUUCAAGUUUUAGGAUUCAUAUUUAGAAAGAUGUCUGUAAUUUGUCAUCUAUCAAUACACACAUAUUUGACUAAGUGUCAACAGGGAUUUAUAUAGGCUUUUUCAGAGGUAGAUAUUUGGCCCCAAUUCUGGAACAUGUCGGUAAAAUUCCAAAUUUUGUAUUAUCCUUCCAAAUGCCUGUUCAUUUUGUUAUAACUAAUGUAUUAGCCUUGUGAGGACUUACGCUUCACUGAUAGGGUCAAUAAGCAUGAUAAAUUUGGAAAAAGGCUUCAGUGCUUAGUUUUGGAUUAUAUCUAUGAAUGCAAUGCUGCAAAUUCCAAUAUUUCUCCAACCUGCCUACCAAGUACUUAAUUUAGGAGUCCUAGAUAUACCUCUGAUCUGGUUGUAAUGCUUUGAUGCCUCAAUGACCACUGUUGAACUUGUUGGAACCCUGAUCUUGCAGAAGUUAUCCAAACUAAUAUUUUAUCAUUCAGCUUUUAUGCAAGAUAGUUCAUGAAUAAUGGAGGAAUUUCAUUGAAAAUGUUUGUACUUUGAAACAGGAUCUUGAUGCUGUAAACUUGUUGUUUCUCUGUUUAUAUUAUUCCAAUGUAGCUCACUUUUCUUAUGUGUUAAGGUAAUCACAAUAUGACAUGCUAUUUGUUUUGAGUCAUAGUGUAUUCUAUAUUUGUAAAUAAACUGAAAUGCUUCAAUUGUCAAAGACCAUGUUUUAAUUCUGUUUCUUUGUAUUACUGAAGGUUUUGAAGAAAGAAACAUGAAGUAUUUGAAGAAUGAAACAUGAAGAAUAGAAAACUGAAGAUAGAAUAGCGAAAAUUGAAGAUAUUGAAAAUUGAAGAUAGGGGGAAGAAAAAUGAAGGGUUGAGCCUUGAGGUGAUGAGGUGUGCUAUUAGGGCAGAGGGGCAUGAGAAAUAGGAGUUUAGAAGAUGGAAGAAAGGUGAAGAUAGAAUGAGGGCCGGCUAGGCUCAUGAUUUGGGGGAUGGAGAAGAAAUACAUCCUACCUUGGGUACGAGCUUUCACUCUUACUGUCUGUAAUCCUCACUGUCUUCUCUCUCCUAGCCAUCUUGAAAGCCUGAUACUGCUGCUGACACAAUUGAGUUAAUUUAGAACUAAGGGAACACUGGUAAGUAAUGAUACCUAAAUAAACCAGUGUUGAUUCUUAUAGACUUGAAAUGUAGCUUGUAUAAAACAAGAUUCACUUGUCAUGGGUCUUUUUAGAUCUAAAAGGGCUAUUUUGAAAGUGCAAAUAAGUAGUAUUACAUUCUCAGAAACAUCACUUAAUUUGUACUGAUGUUCAGUAUUGACUUAACAAACAUCGAUCUUGUGCAGAUUCUAUAUUCAGUAAAACGAUGCUGGAAGCAGCAGUAUCAGAUUUCUACCUCUGUCGCAGACUGCUUGUGUAACCUCCUGUGUCUUGUCACUCCUCUUCAACGUACUUUACUGUGGGUUUGAACUAAGUAUGGGAAGUGAAAACCUAACGCCUGUCUGGCUCAACUUGGUAUCUCAAUUCUUUUGCAGCAUGGGGAAGUACUUGUUGCCCAUAGAAUCAUAUUACAUCCUUCAUAAUCUUGAAAUUCUUAUCUGGAAUGAAGCCUCUUUUACCCUUCUAGUAAUGACAUGAGCUCAAGAAGAAAUAAUCCUGAAUGAAAUCUAGGAAGUCCAUACCGCAAAAUGUCCUUACUGCAAAGAUGAGCAAUUUCUCUUUACUUAAACCUAAAUAAUGGUAUUAUAAGCAAUGAGAUAACAAAGGUAAUUUCUCCUUAACCCCAGUAUGUCUUUGGGCAAUGCUCCAGACAUGUGACGAUCUAGACCUUAGCAAAGCAUCAGCCAGAUCUAGGUCUCUUGAUUCUUAAACGUUUUCCAUGUAACCUUGGUUGUGUUGAACAUAAACUCGUUUCGAAAUUUGCAGGUACUUUUACACCCUCUUCCUGAAAAAGAUUUUGCGGAAAAACAAUGUGUUUGGAGUUGCGUCCCUUAACCUUUGCUUGCUGUGUACCACUGUAGUACCCCUGACACUUUUCAUUAACCGCUUGGUUUAGGAAGAUGUAUUGAAACACAGGAAUCGCGCAGGUCAGGGUAAGGUAGGGCAGAGUAUUUCCUUGAAGGAAAGGUUAUGAAUUUGUAUUUUGAUAGGGUAAAUUUGAAGUUUGAGUGUAAACUUUAAGAGUAAAUGUACACGGGUUACUUUUAAAAAAAUGCGAAAAACUCUUAAAUAUUUUAAGAGAAACGGUUACAGACGAUGCAGUGAUUGUCUGAAUAUUUUUUUAACUUUUCUGAACUUUUCUAAUGCAUGUUAUUGUUUAAUCCCAAUUGUAAGUUGACAUCAGGAAACUUUGAGAAAUCUGCCUUCUCAUGUAAGGUAGUUCUUAGAAACAAUGGGAAGAAAUUGAGGAAUAGUGAAUGAACUUGUUUCUUUCUUCAUCAGUGCAAAGGGUUGAGUUUUUUUAUUAAAGACUUUCAGGACAUCAUCACACAUCAUUGUGGCUACCCUGAUCGUUCAGGGAUUCAUCUGGUUGUGGUGGUGGUGGCAGACUUGUUGGUUCAUGCUGAAAACCAGAGUUUCUACAUUUUUGGUGUACCCUGUUAUGAUAUUGCCCCCCGGACAUAAAACACCACUGUCACUUUAUCUAGAUCUCUCAAGAGCCGAUUGUAAGUCGCCAACACAAAUAUCUAGUGAUUUUCAUUUCUCAAUUCGAGGAUGAAUAGUGCAGUUUUUCAGUCAAUUUGUCUCUCGGAUAUCUCAACUCUUUCUCAAAUUGAUAUUUAGAGGAACAGCUUUGUAGUUUAUCCUUUCGUCAGGACUUACGACAGCAAGAAAUGUCUUAAUGUUUGGCAUACAAGUGCAUUUAAACUUCACAUUAAAAACUUUAUCACUCUCUGGAACAAUUUGGCACUUAACAUCCUCUGUUAUAUUGAGAGGCGGUGGGACAGCUCUGUAGUCAAAGCAUUUGCUUGUUAUUUGGAGUAAAGUUUAAAUACUUGUUCUAAGAGUGGGAAAAUGUUAAGGUUUUUGUUCACUGGGCCAAUUUUGCAAUGGGUGAAUGGUAUAUCUUUGUUACGCUCCAAGCAAUUGUUUGUGCUGGAAGAAGGAAGCAUAUUUGUGGAGUCAUUGUUUAUUGCUGGCAAAUGUUGUGUGCAGGGUUUAAGGCAUCUCAAACUAACUUUUAUCAAAUUUCAUCUCAUAAAUGUUCAGGAUUUGAGUUAAAAAUAUCCAAAAUGCUACUUGGUAAGUGUGAGGUUGCAGUUUCUAACAAAUUUGUAUCAAAAUUUAUCUUGUAACUGUUUAAGUAUCUACAUUUAUUACCUAAAAGGAUUUAGUUUUCAAAUUAAUUUCAGCACAUCCAAAAUUUAUUACUGAUCAGCAUGAACUAUUUUGCUUUCUUUUCAACAUUGCAAUAUUAGCAUCAGUACAGCAUUUGUGAUUACACAGUACAGCAUACAUUGCUGCCCCUGUGUUUCCUUGUGCAUACAGUAGCUGCACUUGAAAUCUGGGUUGAAUGUACCUCUAGUAGAUGCACAUGCAUGCACUUUGUUUCAGCUGAUGAUGGUAAGUAAUCAAUGGCUGCACAACCUCUGGGGCUGUAACUAGAUCGUAUGCUCAGGUUCAAAUAGCAUUUGGCUUACCUUUCAUUCCUGUCUUUAUGGAAAACAUAUGACAGUUAUUUAUCCAGUUACACAAGAAUUUUCAGUAUUCAUUCAGUGAGUAUUGAUAAUAAUCCUUCUGAUUUUUGUCUGAAUUUGGAUCUAUUGGUCUUCAUCAAAUUUUAUUCUGACAUCAAGAAUGUGUCGGGAAUUGGAUGAAUAGAAUGUUCAUUUUCAGCUGCUGUUGGUUUAAAAGUAAGUAUGGUAAAUAUACGGAAGAGGGACCAAAAAGAAGACCACUAACAACCUGGAGAAGGCACCUGGACGGAUGCAGACACUGUGGACACCUCCGUGAUGGCAGCUACAAGUAAUGAAGAUAAAACUCGGCAAGGGUUGAAACUAUAUAUUCAAACUGCGGCAUUUUCCUAAAAGUCAGUCAUUUCCAAACAAAAGUUCACAAAAAUGCUAUCAAGGCUUUCUUUUAGCGCCAUUUUUAAAUUAAUCUUUCUUUAUCUUGUGCCCAGUUUGAUAUACAGAAGUUGUUGUCAGUGACUGGCAUCAAGUUGUAUGUCAUACAUGCUCAGACAAUAAAUGUGAUGAAAUUGA
Molecule: messenger RNA, 6990 nt
Organism: Haliotis rufescens (red abalone)
Lineage: Eukaryota; Metazoa; Mollusca; Gastropoda; Lepetellida; Haliotidae
Product: transformer-2 protein homolog alpha-like
Exons: 12
Coding region: 119-1081 (320 amino acids)
Biological process (GO): positive regulation of mRNA splicing, via spliceosome
Cellular component (GO): spliceosomal complex
Molecular function (GO): RNA binding
Source: RefSeq, a predicted model, not a curated record